Molecule: messenger RNA, 1470 nt
Organism: Meyerozyma guilliermondii ATCC 6260
Lineage: Eukaryota; Fungi; Ascomycota; Pichiomycetes; Serinales; Debaryomycetaceae
Exons: 1
Coding region: 1-1470 (489 amino acids)
Biological process (GO): transmembrane transport
Molecular function (GO): transmembrane transporter activity
Source: RefSeq, a predicted model, not a curated record
AUGAAGGACGUAAAGUCCAUUGGCGAUAAAGAGAAUGAGGAUACUUCUUAUUUGCAUAGAAAGUCUUCAUCCUUAUCGGAGGAAGAACGACAGUACUUAUUGAACAGACAUGGGACAUUGAAUCUAGAGCCAAUGCCUCAUGCAAAUGAUAACGAUCCUUUGAAUUGGCCGCUUCGAGUAAAGAUAAUACAGCUAGGAAUGAUAGCUUUUCAUGCAUUUUCAACGACAUUCAUGGCUGCGGGCUUGAUCCCGUCCUUCGCCACACUUCUGGAGGAAUUUCUGACCACAAUAACUGCAUGCUCUUACUUGACCUCCGCACAAAUUAUAGUAAUGGGACUCUUUCCCCUCUUGUGGAUACCAUUAAUGGACAAAUAUGGUAGACGGCAAAUACUUUUGUUGUCCACUUUGAUAUCUACGGCUUUUAACAUUGGCUGCGUGUUUUCUCAUACUUACAGAAACUUGAUGAUAUGCCGUAUAUUUCAAGCAAUUGCCAUUUCUCCCGCUAUAGCAGUUGGGGGCAGCGUUGUAAAAGAUCUAACCUUCAGCCACCAGCGGGGAUGGUGGACGGGAUGGUGGGUUCUCGGCGUUACACUAGGAACACAUGUUGGGCCUCUCAUUAUGGGCUUUGUACAAUAUAACACAUCCGACACUAGAAACGUUUUUAUUGUGUUCACAGUCAUGAACUUUGUUCAAUCUCUAGGGUAUUUAUUUCUUGGUCGUGAAACUGUCUACGACAAGAAUUUUUUCAGCGAAUCCUUGAACAAGGUAUAUCGAUUUGCACCGAGAUCUUCAAAACAAUUCUCCGUUGUAUCUAUAUUUCGUCCUUUCCUGACCUUGCUCCAACCUCGAGUUGCAGUUACCGCUUUCGCUUAUGGUAUCACCUUCAGUUACGCAAACGUCGCCUGUGGAGUAGAGUUAACAAGUUUAUUUCAUGAGAAAUUUGCUUUCAAUCCUCAACAAAUUGGAUUGCAGUUCUUGAGCUUAAUCCUAGGCUGCAUUCUUGGCGAGCAAUUGGGAGGUUGGAUAUCCGAUUUCUGGAUGAGAAAUAUGCGAGUCAAACUCAAGAGAAACUGCAUUGAAGACAGGUUGUGGAUCUCAUAUCUCGGAUUCCUCACGGCAAUUGCAGGUCUCAUUAUCUACGGAGUCUUGUUGGGGAGAAUAAGCGAUGGGAAAUGGCGGUUUGGACCUCUCGUGGGGUUAUGUGUUGCUUCCUUUGGUCUUCAGAUUGUUACCACUGUCCUCGUCACGUAUGCAAUUGAUUCCAACCCAUCAGAAGCAUCACAUAUUGCCUCGGCAAUAACGGUCGUAAGACAGGUUUUGGGCUUUGUGGGGCCAUUUUAUUUUCCACCAAUGUUUGAGAAUCCAAAUCUUGGAAUAAUGAGAACAUACUGUAUCUUGGCCGCCAUUACGGGAAUACUAGGAUUGGUGCCAAUAGCCAUAAUCCACCUCAUAUGGUCUAGGAGAAAGUGA